AUGAGGUCUGAGUCGCCAGCUCAAUCGGGCUCCCCCCUCUCAACCCUUUCAUCAGAUAUCUUCGUCUUGGAAGCAGACCAAACCACGAACAUGCCCCCUGCGAAGCGACAAAAGCUGGGCGACACUUCGGACUCGCUCACUCCUCCUAAACUACAUGAUGACGCCUCGAUCUCUUCUGAUAGUUCGGGAGAUAUACCACACUCACCUAGCCAUCAGAGAGGAGAAGAAGAUGAAAUUCACGAGCAAGUCACUAUUUGUCGCUGGGCAGGUUGCAACGCUGGAAAUAUGCUAAAUAUGGACAACCUCGUUAAUCAUAUUCACGAAGAUCAUGUCGAGACCAAAAGUAAGAAGUAUAUCUGUGAAUGGAAUGACUGUGGAAGGAAGAGUAUGCCACAUGCGAGUGCUUACGCCUUGAAGGCCCACAUGAGAAGUCACACAAAGGAGAAGCCAUUUUACUGCGAGUUACCUGAGUGUGACAGAUCCUUUACACGCUCUGAUGCGCUUCAGAAACAUUAUAGAACAGUCCAUGAGACAGAAGCCCUGAGGCCAUCAGAUCCAAUACCAAAAUCAAUGCAAGCAGCAAACAAACUUUCAAGACAAAAGUCGAAUUUUAAUGAUCCUCAACCAAAUCUAGAGGGACACCCCCCGGAUCUUGUUAACUAUGCUCAUGAUCUUUCAGAAUCCUGGUCAUCAUCCUACCCACCAGAGCUUGGUUUUACGCCAGAAGAAGAGGCACGAGGACCUAGAAACCUGUAUAGAUUAUUGCGAAGACAAGUUUAUUGGGCAGAAGCAGAAGCAGAUUCAUUAAAAAGAUCCUGUGAAGUCUUAGAGGAACUAAGGAAGAAGGAAUGGCUAGAUAAAGAGGUUUUGCUCGACCAAACAUUAAAAACGGAUCUCGACUGGCAAGAGAGGCGUAGAAUCGUGCUUGCCCAACACUCAGAUCUACAACUCGGAGGAGCUAAAGUCAUUCCAGAGCAGAAUAGAAGUAAAAUAUUUCCGCACGAUCAUUCAUCUCCAGUACCUAUGGCGUCGAUAAAGGGUCAACCGGAUGAGUGUGAAGCAGCAACGGUUCUGGCAUCUAUUCAAAAAUCAUGA
Molecule: messenger RNA, 1095 nt
Organism: Blumeria graminis f. sp. triticale
Lineage: Eukaryota; Fungi; Ascomycota; Leotiomycetes; Helotiales; Erysiphaceae
Source: the annotation of a GenBank genome assembly